UUUCGUCGAAUGACGACGGCCCGCUGUUUGUUACGGCUGCUGUCAUAAACCGUGAAUGUCCGUGAACUUUUAAGUUUCGAUCUACUCGGUUCGUGAUCCUAAUGGCGAUUGUUUUGCUUGCCUGCUUUGCUUCCGUCGUCGCGGGCUGACAAAAAUCCAACAAACUUGAGCAGUGUGUAGUGGAGUAUCUUAUCAGUGACGUGUUUUGUGGUGUGUUAAGCGGAGUGCUGGGCCUUGGGGGUACAGCUAGCAGACUUCCGGCUCUAGUGUUUUCCUAGCCGGAUAUUCCGUGCAGUGGUGAAACUGGUUCGCGCAAAAGUGCUUGACAUAAGCAGGUUUCAAUCAUUCGGUAUGCAGCCCUUGUGUUGCUGCUAAAUUGAAGAGGAAGGCCACAAUGGGUGGUUCGAGUGGGUUUUCGCCUGAAUCCUAUCGAAAUUGACCAACAGUGUGGAGUGGACGUGGUUCCUUUGAUUUGGAACCAGUUGGAAUUAUCUCAAUGAUGGAUGAGCAAUCCGUGCAAGUCGGGGACUAAUUUGUGUAGGGUGCACAUGAAAAACCAGUUCAAUUGCGGGGCGGAAACGACGAGUGAUGAAAGUUUGUUUUGAUAAAAUUGGUGCUCAUAGUUUUCGGGAAAGUUUCGCAGCCUUUUUGCGGUGUUAUUUUGUAUCUUUUACCGUGGGUUUCCGCGGUUCACCCGAGACCCGGGAGAUGGUAUUCGACGGUGUUGCUGGUGGUGUGCGUGUUGUGCAACCUUUUCUGUACAUAGUCAAAUGAAAUAAAUUGAAGAAAAAAAAAUAGUCCCCAGUAAGUUAAUUGAAGGCCUUGCGAAAAUAUUGUGUGAAUGUGUUUUUUUUUUUUGCUUCUCUUCUGUUCGACACUAUACUAUACUGUAAUGGAUAUGCGCUGGUUUAUUUUGAAAAAUGAUUAAAUAUUUUUGUUGCUACGUCGUGUUAUGUCUGUUCCGAGGGAUGUGCUAGUGUUAGUGCCGCCGGUUCGUAAUCGCAGUACUCCUGAUCAAUUGUUCCAGUCACAUAAACAAUGAAGAGGUCGGGUACAUAGACGUCGGUCCCGUCUCUAAGGUCUGAAACAGUAGCUGCGUACAAGGCUGAACACAUUUAAUUUUUGCGAGAUCACAACCCAUGCACGUAGACAUUGAUUUUUUUGCGACUCAGGGCAAAUGUUAUAAAAAUAGAGGACCAUCGAGCCACGCUGCCUAUCGCCAACGCUACAAAACGAGCUGUAAAGCUGCACUGCUUUUGCAUACAUAAACCGACCAACCCGGGGUUUCGCGAUGAAAGAGGAACCCAACCUAGCUGCCGCCGUGGGAGCGAAGCUUGCUUCUUCCUUUCAGGGGCAAAACCAGGCAGCAGGACAGCAGCAACGUCAACCACGCACAACCUCGAUCACCAGCUACGACUCCGAGAGUGACGAUAAUACGCAGCAAGGAUCUUCUUCGGCCGGGCCGUCUGGCAACGGCAGGAAGGACUCCGACGGGGAACGGUCGGAUGCCGGUGCUACUAACAGUGCUUCCAAAUACGACUAUGACGACUCCAAAGCUGCUUGUAAAAUCCUAAAUGGCCGAGAGGCGAGAAAUCGGGCCGAGAAAAAUCGCCGUGACAAGCUGAACGGAUCGAUCCAGGAGCUGUCCGGUAUCGUGCCACAUGUCGCCGAGUCCCCCCGGCGGGUAGACAAGACGGCGGUGCUCCGUUUUUCGGCCCACGCACUUCGGGUGGAUUAUGUUUUCGGCAAAUCGCAACCAGAGCCCGCAAGUGCGGUGAAACCGGAAGUACAGGAUAGCCUUUUUCGUAUGCUGAACGGCUUUCUGCUGACAGUGACAUGCCGGGGACAGAUCGUGCUAGUGUCCGCGUCGGUUGAACAACUUUUGGGCCACUGUCAGACCGACCUGUACGGACAAAAUCUGUUCAACUUCAUCCACCCGGACGACAUCAACUUGCUCAAACAACAGCUGGUGCCCAGCAAUAUAGUCAAUUUGUUCGAUUCCUCGUCGCCAUCGACGGCAUCGACGUCAACGGCAGCCGCUCGUACUCCGACGGCACCCGCGGCCGAUGCUAGCGAGGAACUGCACAGGAGAUCCCAGGAGGAGGAGGACGAAAUCGAUCAGAAGCUAAGGCAAGAUCGGAGGAAAUUUGCCAUCAGAAUCGCCCGCGCUGGUCCCCGCUCGGAACCGACCGCAUACGAGUUAGUCACGAUCGACGGAUGCUUUAGGCGUGCGGAUGCUGCCCCUCGUGGGAUAAAACCAAGCGGUCCUUCGGGACUUCAGCUGCUGAGGAGGGCCCGUGGUCGAGACGACGAGAUUUCACUGCACAGUAUAAACGGGAACGAUAUUGUUCUAGUGGCAAUGGCACGAGUUCAGAAGGUCCCAUCGAUAUGUGAUCGACUGAUUGAGGCUUGCAAGUAUGAGUACAAAACGCGCCAUCUGAUUGAUGGCAGAAUAGUACAAUGCGACCACCGGAUAUCGAUGGUGGCAGGCUAUAUGACGAGUGAGGUGUCUGGUCUAUCUCCGUUUACCUUCAUGCAUAAGGAUGAUGUGCGGUGGGUCAUCGUGGCAUUGAGGCAAAUGUACGAUUACAACCAGAAAGACGGUGAAUCCUGCUAUCGGCUUAUGACCCGCACCGGAGACUUUGUGUAUCUCAAAACCCGCGGCUAUUUGGAGGUUGAUAAUGAUACUAAAGUGGUGCAAUCGUUCGUUUGCAUAAACACGCUCGUAUCGGAAGAGGAAGGACGCCGGCUGGUGCGAGGGAUGAAGCGCAAGUUCUCGGUCAUGGUUGACCAGAAAGAACUACCGGACGAAAGCGACGAACCUUCGGUGGAAAAUCCACAGCAAAUCGAACGCGCUGUGAUGAACCUGAUCACCAACCUACAUCCGGAUGAGAACGAUCUAGCGGAACGGUCGAGUCAAGGGUAUCCUCACUCUCCCCUGGCGGAGUCAUCGGGGAAAACUCCGCUUGCCAUAAUCGCACCGAAACCAAGCCAAGUCAAAUCAGCCAUCGUAAAAAGUAUGAACGUGAUUGCGAUUGCAUCCAAGAAAUUGAGCGAAAACGGAAAUUGCUCACCGGGGCGGGACGGACCUAGCUUUAAGAGGAAGUCAGAAAACAUCACAAGUGCCACGACGCAACGUCCGUCCGUGCUGCAGAAGGUGCAAAGUCAAAGCCCCGCCCAUGAAUCGCGUGUGCCACCGCUGCCGAGCUCGGAGCAUUACUUUACGCAGCCUUUUUCGCCGGCCAGCAACAGCAGCAGCAGUAGCGGCGGGGGCUGCAGUAAUUCCAUUCUAUCACCCGCAUCACAGCAUCAAUUUCAGCGGAACAGCCGAAGUCCAUUUGGGGGCAGCGUUCCACCAACGUCCCCUCCCGCCAUAGCGACCACUUCGGCAUCGUACUCGCGAAUAGCAAACCUGGAAAAUACCGCAAGUGGCCAUACCCGUACUACGAGCGUUCUGAAAAGAACGUACAGCAACAGUAGCAUUAGUAGUAGCUACGAUAGUACCAGCAACGCUGGCGACUACGUCGAACUGAAGCGGUGCAAAGCUAAUCACACCGAUCUGAGUGCCUGUCUGAACGAUCUGAUCAACCCAGCUUCAGAUCUCACAACGAUGCUCCCGAGUGCACUGGAUGCGGUCGAUCGGUCACUUUUGACUAUUGAGAACACCACUACCCUUAUGCGCGACCAAGUCAGCGAGUAUGGCGGCUUACAGCAUUCCCAGCACCAUCGGCUUGAACGGAUAGUGGAAGAGCAACAGGAGCAGCGCGAGAUACUGCAGUCAAUUCAGCAGGAGUACGCCUUACAGAUUCAAACCAACGGUGGUGUCCACGAUAGCCCCCGCAUUCCGGAGGAGGAGGAAGACUCCAUGAUACUGGGGGGUCUAGAGGGAGCAGCAGUAGCGGACGUGCUGGUGGACGACCUCGCCGUUGCUAAUACCGCAGCCAUUCCGCUGGGAGGCAGCAACCGGAGCGGCGUGAUAGGUCUAGCCACGGACGGGGAGCUCAGUCCGGUCGAUUCUCCGGUAAGUUCGCUGGGAUCGCCCUCGACUGGAUCCACCGUGAUUACGACCAGCCGUGCGCGAAUCGAAGAGGUGACUACCUACCGGGCUAGGGAACUGAAUCCAAGUUAAUAGUCGCUCUUGCCAGCGUGGAUUAGAGACUACUUGGUGUCGACGAGCUUGUUUCGAUCAAUUGUUUGUGUUUGGGAAAUCCGGACAAAAAUUUUGUGCAAUCUGUCAGCUGUUUGGCAGCAUAGUGUGUUGGUUACCAAUGUUUACAAACGAAUGUUCUAAGUCCAAACAUACAAAGAUAUAUUCUAUACAUACUAACUUUCGCGAAUUGUGUACAGUUCAUACGCGUAUGUGGUUUAGUGAGAUGAUUAGGAAAUAUAUGAGUGAUAUGAGUUUUUCACAUUGAAAUUGAUAGUAUUGUUCCCAUCCAUUGCAAUUUUCCAACCAUGCGAAAAUUGACUAUAUUACAAGAUUGUAGUCUAAUAACGAUAGAGAGUCCUCUGCAACCAAUGGUACUGGACUACAUAUAAUGAUUUGUUACUAGUUUGAAAAUGUUUAAUUGAUGAUUAAAUUUUUUAAGAUCCCUAAUUUUUCAUAGCUGUAAGAUAGAAAACUCUACAUGCCGACAAAACUAGCGGGACAUGAGCGUAGGCUUAAAACGUGCAAUCAUUAAACCCUGCACGAGGAUGAUGUUUUCUUCUAGUAGGCAAGCACUACAUAUACUAGGUAAAUUUUAGCAUGCAAUCAACAGAGGCUGCAUGUGGAAAGUGUAUGGUACUGUUACGAUAAUUUUCACCAGAAAUUAAACGCGCUGUUAUCAAGAUAAAGCUACAGAUUUAUGUUCACAAAUUCGCAUUCACCGAUUUCUAACGCGAAAAAAGAAACCUAUACUGGAGAACUUAUCUGUAUAGUUUAAUUAAGUGUUUAAGACUAAACAAACUCAGAACACGUGGUGUGAUAACUAAAGAAUCGAAAAUGAAACCAUAGGUGGCAUGUGAA
Molecule: messenger RNA, 5008 nt
Organism: Wyeomyia smithii (pitcher-plant mosquito)
Lineage: Eukaryota; Metazoa; Arthropoda; Insecta; Diptera; Culicidae
Product: circadian locomoter output cycles protein kaput-like
Exons: 11
Coding region: 1292-4129 (945 amino acids)
Biological process (GO): regulation of transcription by RNA polymerase II
Cellular component (GO): transcription regulator complex; cytoplasm; aryl hydrocarbon receptor complex
Molecular function (GO): RNA polymerase II cis-regulatory region sequence-specific DNA binding; DNA-binding transcription factor activity, RNA polymerase II-specific; protein dimerization activity
Source: RefSeq, a predicted model, not a curated record